This is a messenger RNA of Effrenium voratum, 1480 nucleotides long. The record is from the annotation of a GenBank genome assembly. Lineage: Eukaryota; Dinophyceae; Suessiales; Symbiodiniaceae.
CAUGUCUACAUCCUUUAAUUGACGGCCGAGUGCCAUGUGCGCUCGAAGCAGCAGCAAGCGCCAAGCUGGCCAGAUGUCAGCGGGCUGAGCAAGCACGCUCAUGCCCGCAGACGCCACGCAGGAUGCUUUGGUGCAGUGCCUCGUCAGUGUUGUGCGAGAAGGCAGUCAGCAACAGCAGGAGUUCAACAUACGCGACGGCAAUGUGAUACGGAUUGGGAGGAGCACUGCCAACGAUGUGAUGCUCGAUCGUGAUGGAGUUUCGCAGUUUCAUGCCGAGCUGUUUAUUCGCACCGCUUUGCAAGGUGCCAGAGGCCUUUGCAUUCGCGACAACUCCAAGAAUGGCACAGGGGUCCGACCUGGAGCGUCCAACAGCAGCGCAUGGGAGGCAUUGCAUCGAGGUGCAUUCAAGGUCCUGGGGGAUCGUUGGCAACUGUUGCUGCCGAUGCGUGGGCACCGCAAAGGCACUGUGCCUGAAUCAGCAACGCUGACUGUGCGCAUCAGGAACCAGGUUUUUGCCGGGGAGGAAGCCGAACUGGAUGGGGAGGAGUGGCAGCCCUGCGACGCUGAGAGCCCCGGUGCGUGCCAGGAGGACCAGACGCGGCUCAGACCGGCGGCAAGCAGGCCCCCUCCACCUCCAGACUUGGAUGGCGGAGCAUUUGAGGAGCCUCCGCCACCACCGGUGCCACCUGAAGGGCGUGCGACACCGAGCCCGGGCUUGCCGGAGGUGCCAAAGAAGCUCAUGGAUGAGCAUGUCCGAGCUCGAAUGCAAUGGAUGGGCUUGGCAGGAAAGAGUGUUGAAAGUCCAACAGCCACGCCCGAGCAAGUCCAACUUGAGCUGGACGCCGCGCCGUGCAAGCACCACCAGUCCCCACCGCGACCCUCGCCAACAAGCUCGCAAGGUCCACCCUUAGCGCAGGCGUCUCCGGCAGCUCAAGCACCUGGUGGAUCUCCCUCGCCUCCCGCGGCCAAAGCCAUCCCAGCCCUGGAUCCCAAAGUUGCAGCUGCUUGGGGCCUGCCGCUAUCGCUCGCAGCACCGUCCGCCCAAAGUCUGCGGAGUCCAAAACGGUCUCGAAGCAGGCCACAGAAUGGAAAGAAGAAAGCCAAAAAGACAAAGGAGUCUGGCAAGCGCCUCAAGAUGGGCCACUCAAAUGAAGAGGCCAGCUCAGACCAGGAGCGUGAGGCAAAGAAAAGCCACCGGCAUUUGAAAAAGAGCAAGAAAAAGAACAAGCACGUCAAGGCCUCCAAGCACAAGAAGAAGCAGAAAGCUAAGCCAAAAAAGGAGGAGGAUUCAGACGACGCUACGCAGAUUGCUGAGGAGGCCGCACUUGAUAUGGUCGCACGGGAGCUGCCCCUGCUAGCGCAACAGGACAUGCCCGAUGUCCCAGCUGGCAAGGCAGCUGUGUCCUGCCUCGCCUGCGGCGUGGUGGUUCGCGCGUCUUGGAAUCCGGUGGCCGCCUCCUUGGCACAAAGGACGCCUUAG